GCCCCCUGCGCACCCCCGGCGGCACGCACCUGGCGCCGCCGUGCCCUGAUGAUCAGUGCUCAGCAGUGCCGCCCACCUGUGCCUAUUAGUGCCACCCACCUGUACCCAUCAGUACCACCCACCUGUGCCCUGCAGUGCCUAGCAGUGCCACCCACCUGUGCCCAGCAGUGCCUAGCAGUGCCAACCACCUGUGCCCAGCAGUGCCAACCACCUGUGCCCAGCAGUGCCACCCACCUGUGCCCAUCAGUGCCACCCAUCAGUGCUGCCGAGCAGUGCCCAGCAGUGCCGUCAGUCAGUACCACCCAUCAGUGCUGCCUAUCAGUGCCGUCUAUCAGCGCAGCAUCAUCAGUGCCAGCUCAUCAGUGCUGCCUAUCAGUGCCCAUCAGUGCUGCCUAUCCAUGCCACCUCAUCAGUGCCUCCUAUCAGUGCUGCCUAUCAGUGCCUCCUAUCAGUACCGACUAUCAGUGCCCAUCAGUUCUGCCUAUCAGUGCCGACUAUCAGUACCGACUAUCAGUGCCCAUCAGUGCUGCCUAUCAGUGCCUCCUAUCAGUACCGACUAUCAGUGCCCAUCAGUGCUGCCUAUUAGUGCAGCCUCAUCAACGCACAUCCGUGAAGGAGAAAAAUUACCUGUUUGCAAAACUGUGUAAUAGAAACAAAGAAAACCUUUUUUUUCAAAUGUUUUGAUUUUUUUUUGGUAUAUAACACAAAAAAUAA
Molecule: messenger RNA, 714 nt
Organism: Staurois parvus
Lineage: Eukaryota; Metazoa; Chordata; Amphibia; Anura; Ranidae
Source: the annotation of a GenBank genome assembly